ACGUGUGCAAAACAGCGUCUACCGUACAUGUAACAUGGCGUUAAUUGAUGCCAAAAUGUCUGGAUAUUUCCAGCAAUAUGUCGUCCCUCUGGCUGGGCUGUUCAUUGUUUUGAGAAUUCUGCAUUCUAUUUACUUGAAGCUCCAUCCGAUUGUCUUUGCUAUGAUAUGUCCGAUAGUGUCGAAAAGGCAUCACGGUGACAUCAAAGAACAGAAGGAAAAACUAUUUUCUGAACUCUUGAACUCCCGCCCCUAUCGCGACGACAGCAACCAGCGAUUUUUGGCUUUGGAGAUCGGGUGCGGCACCGGGCAGAACUUCGCCUUCUAUCCCCCCAAUACCAGUCUUGCUGUCGUCGAGCCGAAUUCCAGAUUCGAGACGAGUGUGACGAAGAAUGCUGCGAAAUACCCAUCGCUGGAAAUUACAAAGUUUUUGAGUAUGGGGGCUGAGGAUCUGAGAGGACAUGUUGAGGACUCUAGUUUGGAUGCAGUUGUUAGUACUCUCACAAUGUGUUCUGUGAAAGACAUCGAAGCUGUGCUUAGCGAGGUCUAUCGGAUUCUGAAACCGGGAGGACGUUUCUUCUUCAUUGAGCACACGGAGACACACACCAAGAACAGCUGGACCCAUCUCUUCCAGAGGAUCCUGGCCCCUUUUUUCUACUCCUUGGCUGGAUGUCAUAUCAACAAUACCUUCUGUGGUACUCUUGACCGGGCUGGCUUCGGUAAGGUGCAAUAUACCAAGAUGGAUAUACGCAAGUGUCCGCGUCUUUUUCGAUCCCACGUGUUCGGAUGUGCUACGAAGUAGUUGCCAGAUACCCUUCCAACAUCCUGGUAAUUAUUAUUGAGGAUAUGUCGGGGGGGGGGGACACUUAGCUGUUCAUUUUUUCUGUUCCCAAGUUUUGAUUUGUUCUUAACCCAAUUGCAAUUGAAGGGCUACUUUACUGGAGGGGGGGGGGGCUAUUAAUAUGGGUCAUUUGCUGCAUUCAAUAUAUUGGUAGUAUGCAGGUAAGCUUGCAGUCUUGUGGAUAGAUCCCCCUUUUCAUUGUUCUUCUUUGCUUUCAAAGUUUGAAGUAGAUGUAUUAAAAAGGAAUGGGAACCAGUAUCCUUUGGGCUACUCCUGGGCCCUGGCCACCAGUCAAUGGGUCUUUCAAUUGUGUAUGUAUUUGGUUUUUUGCCAGAAACAAAAUAGAUAAAUAAAUAAUUACCUUAGACCAGUGCCUUCUUCAAUCUGAGAUUUGAUUAUCAAAUCAUGACAGUUUUAAUCUGAAUUGAGGCACUGAUGAAACCUCUCUGUCCGUAGAGGAUUUGCAUGUUAAAAACCUUGGUAUGUGCAUGGACCAAUAUAAUUGUAAUUUGUAUGUGUUAUGUUUCAUAAAGACUUGUUACAAAUGCACAUGUUUACUACCAGCCAAUCAAAUCAAAGGAUUUCAGUAGCUUUAAACUGUUAUUGCAAAUUUGCUGUUAUGACAAGUUUAUGAAACGGGUCCAUGAUGUCUUUAAAGUAUUAUAUACUAUACACCUACACUUGUAUUUGUGUGUCAUUUUGUACCAAAAGUGAUGGACGGAAAGGGUGCAUGUUCAAGAAUGUCAAAUGGGAGAGUUUGCCCUUCAUAAUUUACUUAUGGGGGAGUUUUCAUUCACUUGUCUCAUUUUUUUUUCAAAUUUUCACCAUUUUCUCUUUCAUAUAUAAUUAUUCCUUUCACGCUAAUCAGUUUAUCAACAAGUUUCAGUUUCAGUUUGGUUUAUUUUCAUUUCAACUCGAAUCAAUUUAACAGCAAAAGAAAUCAUUACAAAGAUAUUAAUGAAUAUGCAAGUAUAUACAGUAGAUUUCUAUGACAUAGAUAAAUCAAUAUUUACAAUCGACAAGUUUCAACCCCCUUGGAAAGUGAAUAUUUAUCUACUUUAUAAAAGGGGUAGUAAAAUGACAAGUAAAGGUUGCCAAAGUUGUUUUUUUUUGUAAAGUCAUGGUUUUAACUGUUCUACAAAUACAACUUCUACAGGUGUAUACAGAAAAUGGGAAAUUUGUGUUCUGAACAACUACAUUCUGUCUCUAUUCCAAUUUGGUGUGUGAUACAUGUAGAUAGCUCCUCUGUUGAACACAUUCCACUGUAUUCUUUGAUAAUGGUCUUUCAGACUCUGAAUGUAGAUUUGAAUUAUCGUUGGUGUGAACUUUAUUAUAGUUUAUGGUAUGUUUGGGUAUUUUCAAGUAGAAGUGUAGAAAUCAAAGAUUUAUUUUUAAAAUCAGAAAGGGCAUUGGAAGCCAUAUUAUAAAGCUAGAAAGUUAAAAUCUAUUUUUAAAAAGAAAUAAUAUGAAGAAAAUUGUAUUUCAUAAUGGUUCACCUUGAUAAAAAUCAAACUUUUUUUGCUGCUGCAUAUCAGAUAUCUCACCAAUAAAUCUUAAUGAAAAAAAAAGAUAGAAAAAAUUUAUGAAUGCCAUUUGUCUUUAUUCCAUGUUAAAAGAUGAAACAGAAUGCAUGAUCCUGACAUUUCAGAAUAAAAGAUUACUUUCCAUGUGAAAUGCACUGUGUAAUAUUGAUAUGAUUUUCUGCAAAAAAUACUGCAUUUGCAUUGAUGUGCGCAGUAAUGGUAGUACAGAGGUGUAGAGGUGUUGUGGCUCAGUGGAUAAGUCUUCAGACUUUGAACCACAAGGACCGGGGUUCAAAUCCCACCGCAGCACUAGCACUCUUUGGCAAGGUGUUUAUUUACAUUUGCCACUCUUGACCCAGGUGUAAAUGGGUACCCAGUAGGAAGGAAUUCCUUGAAUGCUUGAUGCGCCCAAUCAGGGUAGCUGGGGUAGUAGUACAUGUACGUAGCAGAAACAUUUGUAGUGCUUCCAUAUAUUACAGGUUUUUCAAAACCUUUCUAAAUCCAGUGUACUAUGUAUGUAUAAUAAAGUGCAGUAAUUUUGAGCAAACUGCUCAUUUCAAAACUGAACAUCAAUGCGAGUAACACAAACCAAAUAACUACCUCUGAUUUUGUGUCAGAUUGCAUUUAUUUUCCAGUUCUGUAUAAAAUGCAAUCGGUAGAUUUUCCCUGUUACAACGAAACUGUUGUGCAUUGUGACGUGACAGACCAUGCACUGUUAAUCACAAGAUAUACAAUGGGUGAUUGUUUUGGAUCAUGCUCCAUUGAUCAAGAGUUUAAGCAUGAACUCCAGAGCGCACUGUGAUUUUCAGAUUUUAAGGUACCAUAUUUAUAAUUGUCCCCGAAUAUGUGAAUGUGAUUUUGAAUAGGAUUUCUCAACAGUUUUUUUUUUGGGGGGGGGUAGUCUGUGCAUGCCUGCAUGACUGAAAGCAAAUCUUAAUUGUACUCUAAUCCAAACAUGGCAAUGGAAUUCUGCAGUGUGAUUUUAAAAAUGUAUUUGAAGCUUUUAAAGAAUAAUACUUGAUCGCAAAGCCAGACAGGCAUCUAGGAAUAUUAUAAGGAACAAAAAAGACCCCCCAAAAAAACAUCCUAAUGUCUAGUAGGACCUGGGGUCCUACUAAAAAUGUCAGUGAUUGCAAGCAGAGAUCACUCAAUUCCAUACAACUCUGAAUGGUGUAAAGUGUUGAAUCAGAUUAGAAGCAAAACUUUUCUUUUCUUGAAUUCUCAAAUUGAAAUUUGUUUGUUUGUUAAAUGCAGUAUAUCAUUUUUCAUUUCAUAGUAUUAGAGGCUAUUACACUUCCAUAUUUUUUAUACAUGUAAACUUUAUUUUGUAUAAAAUUCUUUGUUUUUUCAACUGAUCCUUGCAUAUAUGCAUACAUGUAAUUUUUUUUAAUGGUAAUUACAUGAUUGCGAGUUAUAUUUCGAACAUUGUGUGUACAAAUAAAAUCCCAGAUAUAUUGUGAUUGUUUAAUUCUACAAUGUACAUUGAAAUGGUAGAUUUAAGUUUACCAAAGAAGUUGCUAAAUUGUGUGUAUUUUUCGUCAUUGUUCAGUGAACUGUUUCACAUCUGUUUAGCAACUAAUAUCAACACCAAUCACUUAUUCUAUUUUUGCAAUAUACAUGUAUGCAAAGUCAAGUUGAAACAGACAUUUGAGUAUUUUCCCAUGAUUUUUCUUUUGUUGUUGUUUUAAACUUGGUUGUAGUACAGUUGAUACAUGUAUGCUUCAAGUCCAGAUAAGUUUGUGUUGUUUUUUUCUUCAUUCUCUAUCUAUAUUACACCUUUGAAACAAAAUCAAUGCAUUCCCAUAAAUCAACUUUCCUUGGGAAAAUAACAUGUUAAUGUUACAUUAUAUUAUAAUAUCCAGUACAUUAUAUGGUUUUUUUUUGGGGGGGGGUGGGGUGACAAGACCAUGUUACGGCACAUAUUACAUGUACAAUGUCUUUAUGUACCAUACUGAAAUAAGAAUACAUUCACAUGUAUGUACAAUACUACAUACUUGUACAUGUGUGUACAUGUGUACACUGAUUAAGCCAAAAUAAAAAGAGGCUUGAUCAUCACCUCUGUACAUAUUUAUGCAUAGAACCAGGUUCAAUUUAACCCACCAGCAUCACUUGUGUUCUGUUUAAUGAUUGAAAUAUCAUAUUGCCAUCUUUUACUUGUUUGUGUAAUAAUGGACCUUGUCACCUUGAGUGUUCUCGAGAACAAAAUGCAGGAAAAUCAAAUUACCAUUUGGUAUUUGAUACAGAAAAUGAUAAAGAGGGAAAUAGAGAUAACUUUUAUUUGAUGAUUAAGAGAACUUUGCAUUCAAGCUAAAUAUUUUCUUUUCUUUUCAAGAGCUACUUUACACAACUUACUGCCUGAAUCUGCUACACUGGAUAUUAAACUUUAACAAUAACAUUUCAGUACGGUAUAUUACAAUGAUUGGGAAUUUCCAGGACCCUUUUGACUAUUUCAGGAGCUAUUUAAUUGUACCCAGCCCCUUUGUCAUAUUUUCCCUUGGUUGCAUUCAAACAGAGGAUUGUGUUUUAGUCCUUUACCUACUUUUUGCCCUUUCCUCGUUAUUCAGGAUUGUUAAUCUGUUAUGAAAUAAGAGCAGAAUGUGCCUGUAUCUGUAAAUAGUGAAGUUGUAAAAACAUCCAAUGCAAUUCAUUUUGCGAUCUCCAUGUAAAGAAUUAAAAAGCGAAACCAAAGUUUAUCAAUCAUGUGUAGAUGAAACUAUAUACAUGUACAUGAAACCAACAUGGUGUAUGUAGUAUAGUUCAUUAUUCAUGUGUUUUUAUAUGAUAAAUAAAACUUGAUGUAAAUAAUGCUGCA
Molecule: messenger RNA, 5173 nt
Organism: Lytechinus variegatus (green sea urchin)
Lineage: Eukaryota; Metazoa; Echinodermata; Echinoidea; Temnopleuroida; Toxopneustidae
Product: methyltransferase-like protein 7A
Exons: 2
Coding region: 35-799 (254 amino acids)
Molecular function (GO): S-adenosylmethionine-dependent methyltransferase activity
Source: RefSeq, a predicted model, not a curated record